Frankliniella occidentalis (western flower thrips) is the source of this 1358-nucleotide messenger RNA. RefSeq names its product zinc finger BED domain-containing protein 4-like. The record is from RefSeq and is a predicted model, not a curated record. The transcript is spliced from 3 exons. The coding region runs from base 194 to 1225 and encodes 343 amino acids. NCBI's taxonomy places the organism in Eukaryota, Metazoa, Arthropoda, Insecta, Thysanoptera, Thripidae. Gene Ontology annotation, molecular function: protein dimerization activity.
CCCUUUGCAUGUGGAAGCAGUUAUUACGGACAAUGCCGAAAAUAUCAAGCUUGCCGUAAAAAAGGCUUUUGGCGAUUCCAAGCUGCUCACAUGCUUUGACCAUACCCUGAAUCUUGUGCCCAAAGCAGCUUUAUUUGGAAAAAAAACAAAUGGUACACCCUUUGUUCCCGGAGUGCCGGAACUGAUCAAGAAAAUGAAGGAUAUUGUGACAUAUUCUCAUCAUAGCAGCAAUUUUUCGAAUGAACUUAAACGAAUUCAAAUUUCUCAGUAUAACAAGACCGAAGGGACGGUUUUAAGGCUGCUGCAGGAUGUAGUAACAAGAUGGGGUUCGACCUACAUUAUGAUCGAGCGGUUCUUAUCGCUACAAGCUGUGGUAGUGCAAGCAGCAGCAAGUUUCCCAGACUUAGACAUGCUCUCUGCUACUGAACUGGCAUCUGCACGGGCAAUUAUGGCUAUAUUGGCCCCUUUUCAUAAAGCUACCUCCGAAAUGGGUGCUGAGAAAUCUACCACAAUCAGCAAAGUUUUGCCUAUGGUCUUCAACAUAAUGAAGAAAAUUGAAUCUGUUGCAAUACCCACUGGCAACACAAUUGCCGAAGAAUUUAAAACAUUCAUUACUGCAGAAAUGGUGCGGCGCUUCGGAGGUGCCGAGCAGAAUAUUCGGCUGGCGGCGGCAACUAUUUUAGACCCGCGAUUUAUCAAAUCUUAUUUUCAAAGCCCAUCAGCUGUAACAAGGGCUCAGCGGCACAUUGAACUGGAGAUUGAAAGAGAGAUGACAUUGGACACGCUUGACGCGAACAAUGCAAUUAUGGACUUGAUGGAUUCGGAGGAAACACCUGCCAGGGAAGGCCCAGAUGAGUCAGGGGACUUGUGGAGCGCCCACUCAACCCUCGUGGUGAAUUCCAAAGAGGCAUCAUCCUCCGAUGACAUCCCUGGACGCGCGCGUGCUGAGUUAAGGGGCUACCUGCUGCGCGAAAUAGCACCUAUCACCACGAAUCCCCUUGAAUUAUGGGAGUCUAUCAAGCCUCUCUAUCCUUAUUUGUACCGCGUUGCCCGGCGGAAACUGGCAGUGAUUUCAACGUCAGUACCCUCUGAAAGAUUUUUUUCCAAAGCUGGUUUAAUCAUGGACGACCAGGGCAGUCGGCUCACUGCUAAACACCUGGAGCAAAGGCUGUUCCUCUCUAGUAUAGACAUCGAAUUAUGGGAAAAAGCACGCAUGUUGCAGUGACUUUAGUGAAUUUCUUGGCAUAAUUUUACCUAAUUUUUGUCAUUUCAGCACCUCACCGAGGCAUUUUAUUUUAGGACUUGUUACUUAAAUCCAUAGGUGAAUAAAUUCUUAUGACAAUUCUUCAUGUUUAAAA